GAGAAAGUUGAAGUGUCCACUGCUGCUGACGACUCUGUCUUGUGCCCACCACAACAACAUGGUCACCUUCCCUAAGAUGUGGAUACCUGUUGCUCUCACUCUUGUAUGUACACACCUGCUGGUGAACGGAUUUGCGAGUGAGCAGUGGUCCUGGGUACAGCAGCUCAGGGAACAGAUAGAAGAUAGUGAAGCUGCGAACAUCGUCCGUCAAGGAUGUUUGGAACCUUACGUUGCCGUGGGCGACCAAUGCCUCUUCUUCGCCACCUUCGCCGAGAUUAACUACGAAGAUGCUCGCCAGAUGUGUCACUCACUGGACGGGGAACUGGCAGCUGUCCUGACAGCCACACGCUUGAAGAACAUCAUAGACUACAUUAAUGAAAAUGGUCUGUCUGGAAGAAUAUACUGGAUUGACGGGAGUGACCAAGACAGUGAGGGGGACUGGCGCACUUCCUCGGGUCUGUCUAUACCCAUGGGAACACCAUUCUGGAAGGCGGAUUUAGAAUUUCAGGAGCCAAAUAACGUUAACCAUGAUGAAAAUUGCUUGGAAAUGAACUAUGAAUAUUUAUUUUACAUGAAUGAUAAAGACUGCUCUAGUCUCUUUUCGCUAAUAUGUGAACAACCACCACAAGAUACUGCAACGGUAGCAGCAGUGCCAGAGGUGCAGGACUGUCCCUCCUUCUUCGUGAGUGUGGGCGGCCUCUGUCUCUCCUUUAUGACGUGGGUGGAAGAGUCGUGGGAGGAGUCACGUCAGGCUUGUCAUGGCAUGUCAGGGGAGCUGGCUGCUGUUACUGACAUUGAACAACUGAGAGCUAUAUACCUGUACCUGCACCAGGAAGGGAUCGCUAGUCAUUCCUUCUGGUUGGGAGGCUCCGAUGCGGCCCAGGAGGGCGUCUGGUUGUGGACUUACGGUGAACCCGUCCCAAUGGGGGCACCGUUCUGGGGCUUUGUGAAGUCAAAUGUGUUAGAGCCACAUGGUGGAACAGCUGAGAACUGUCUUCUGUUGAACGCUGACGGCUUCCACUACUUCCGUGACUCCUCCUGUAGCCUGCUGAGGACCCCACUGUGUAUGUAUGCCGGGUAGCUGCUGGUGGAGCCUGGUGACCCAUGGUGAUCCCUAGUGACCCAUGGUGACCCCCUAGUGCAGCUGCUGACCACAAUAACUUGUUCAGUACACAUACAGCUGGACGUGUGGCAGCUCUCACACUUGAGGAGUUCACAAGGUGUUGCGAAAACUUUCUUUGUGAUGUCUGAGAAUAUUGAAGGAAUAAACAGCAACACAGA
This is a messenger RNA of Cherax quadricarinatus, 1281 nucleotides long. NCBI's taxonomy places the organism in Eukaryota, Metazoa, Arthropoda, Malacostraca, Decapoda, Parastacidae. The record is from RefSeq and is a predicted model, not a curated record.